Strongylocentrotus purpuratus (purple sea urchin) is the source of this 2222-nucleotide messenger RNA. Its product is annotated as MRG/MORF4L-binding protein-like. NCBI's taxonomy places the organism in Eukaryota, Metazoa, Echinodermata, Echinoidea, Camarodonta, Strongylocentrotidae. The transcript is spliced from 4 exons. The record is from RefSeq and is a predicted model, not a curated record. Bases 82 to 597 code for a protein of 171 amino acids. Gene Ontology annotation, biological process: regulation of transcription by RNA polymerase II. Gene Ontology annotation, cellular component: NuA4 histone acetyltransferase complex; nucleus.
GCCUCGCUGACUAGAUUCGACUGCACAUAGUUCGAGUGAAAAACUGAAGAGAAAGACUGAGUUAGAGAUGGCGAUUGAAAAAUGUCUGGAGAAAGCGUGAAAGUAACCGGUGAAGAUCUUAUCUGGAACACUGAGCUUGAAGUCAGUCUCUUCUAUGCUAUGAGAGGACACAAACCUGUUGGUGUUAACAAGAAUUUUCAGAUGAUGUGCAUCCAUGAGAAAUUCAACCAGGCCACAGGUCGUCAGGUGACCUCCAAACAGAUAUGGGACCACCUGGAAACCUUGUAUGACAUGCAGGCAUUGCAUGAGUCAGAGAUCUUGCCCUUCCCCAACAAAGAGGUGGACUUCUCUCUACCGACGAGUGAAUUCCAGGAGAUGAUGCAACAGAGAGGCAAGACUGGAGAUCCCUUUAAGGGCUUCUCAUCCUCAUCACAUGAUAGCUCCAAAUCGGACUCGACCAAAUCAUCCAUCAAGUUUGGCACACCUAGCGGCGUCGCUGCGGGCACACCAUCUGAGAAGGACAACUCGCCCAAGAGGAAGAGAACGCGGCAAGCCGGUACUCCGACAGAAACGCCCUCUACUAAGCGUAGGAGAUGAAAGAUGCCUUCUGGAAGCUAGAGAAAGGACAUGUGUAGCUCUGUCAGUAGCCUUGUAUGUAUUCGGCCUUUCGGAGAAGAACUUUUAUGAUGAAUCAGAAUGAUGCUUGUUUGGAUCAAGUUUGAUUCAAAGGCAUAUUCUCGCUGUCGCAGGUCGCAACUUGGUUCAUUGCCUCAACGCCUGUAUUGAAGUCGAAGUUUAUUUGUUCCACAUUUACAUCAAAAUAUUGUGAUUACAACGACUGCGGGUCAAAGGAAAUUGUAGCAGUGAUCUGGUAAACAUGUAUUGUUUUUCACUUAUGUUGGACAUUCUUGUACAGUCACCAAUCAUGGAUUCAUCAGGUUUUUGUGUGGAUAUCUCAGAGUUUGGUGAGAAAGAAGGAAUUUGAACUGGAUAUUGGACUCCUGCUUUUGUAUACAUUGUAACUGACCCUCAAUAGAUUUUCUUUUGUUUGAUUAAAAAAAUUAAUCUAAAACAUCAGGUGUUCUUGUGUGAUUGUUGGAUUGCUUUAUUUGUAUGAAGCAAAUUUAAUGCUGUUUUGCCAACUCGACCAACUGCCGAUAUCUGAAGGGGUUGGGGUGAGGGAAUAGGGUAAAGUUUCAUCAUACCUGUUGUGGGAUUUACUAUAGUAGUUGAGAUUAUUCAUGCACAGAUUAUGGACCCAAAUACUUCAGUCUCUUAUAGCGACCACUGUUCGACUGAUACUACACGUACAUCAGGUUCCACUGUAGUACAGGGAAGGUUGGCAAAUGCUGUUUUUAUUAAAGAAUUCCUCUUCAAAGUUCAAACCAGACAGGUAUUACUGUUAAUUUCCAAGUUAAAUAGAUUAUUACUUUCUAAAAAUCAACAAUUUUAUCUGGUUGAAAUUGAAAAGCGAUAUUGGCAUGAUUUAUCAGGUUGAAAAUUUGACAACCAUGAAGGUUGUUUUGAUCAUGCCUAUUUAGUACGGGUAGAUAAAUGUGCUGGACAUAUUUAACCCCCCCCCCCCCCCUCUCUUUUUGUUUUUGUUGAAGCAUUUUCUCUAAGCCAUCAGAUAUACCUGUAUAUCCCCUAGUGUAUAAACGGUUGUUAAGCAAAAUGACAUAAAUGACAUAAAUGACAUAAAAAAGGAAUAUUGUUCAAAUGCUUUCCCGCUUUGUCCUCAGAGGCACGUAUCAUGUACCGUACUUCUUUAUCUUCAGUGUGCAACAUUGCCCAGUUUUCAUUGUUUUUUCAAAUUAAUUUUAUGGCUUGAUAAAUAUGUGGGCAACAUCUGUUUUGGAAUAUUUAUUUACAUUGUUUAUCUAUGAUUUUGAUGUGCAUGUACAGGCCCUGUAUGAGAAAUUGCCAACAGGGAGUUUUUUCAUUUUCCUUUGCAAAGUGUUGCCAAUUUUAAGAUUUAAUUUGAAUUGCUACAUUUAGCACAAUUUGAGUGUACUUCUUCAGAAAAAUGUUUUGAAACACUAUUUCUUUUUGCAUGGAUUACCGAAAAAGCCUUCAGUAAUGCAUAACAUAUUACAUCCAUUAUGAUCAUCAUCUGGAGUUUUAUUCAAAAUAAAUAGAAUUAUUAUAGAAAUAAAUUCUUAGUUUUGUUGUGAGAGUUCGAUUUUAUGAGUCAUUAAAAUGCUUGAUCUUGUUAAAUCAUA